AUGGUUGCCGCUUUAACGUAUUUGCCUACUGAGCUUAUCCAAAGGAUAUUUGAGUUCACUGUGGUGGAAACAGACUCUCAAUAUUGGUUGUACAAUUUAGUGGCUCUAAUUGAUUUUUCUGUCUCUUCGAGAGGUGGUGGCUCUAUAACGGAAGACUUCUUGACAAAUUACGUUAGGAAGAAUUUGAUGGUUUUAGAUCUGACCUGUGAGGCCACGCAAGACUCGAUUUUACGAGCGGAGUACGGGUUUCUGAAGAGAUUGUUGCCAUACAUUGACAUGGACGCACAAUAUAUCAGAGUUGUUGAUUUGGAAACCAAUGCUGACAAGGCCCAGAAUUUAAAAGCAGAAAAACUUAUUGUUAUAUUUGACGAAUUCUCAGAUUUGAAACUCAUAGAAACCUUCUUCCCCUUGGCGAAUUCCAAUUCAAACAUAAUCGAGUUCGUAUUCUGUGUUCGCAAUAUAAAGAGUUCGUUUUAUUCACCUUUGGAAAAAUUACAUAUUGCGAACAUAGUCGCAGAUAUUGAUAUUAACACAUUGUAUCUGGACUUCGUGGAUUCAAAUAUCUAUUCGGAUCAAAAUUUCUUUGGGAUUUUUGAUCCCGAUAUUUUUCAGCUGAUUAAUAAAAACUAUAGAAACUUCUUUUCUAAGACUAACGAAAAGGGGAAGAAAAGACCCCCCAUUUGCAAGAAAAUCUGUUUUCCCUUUGUUGAAACAUUGAAUUUGGAUUAUAUGGCCCUUGAUUCAUUCUUUAAUUCGAUACUGCAUAAACUAACAACAAAGAUAAAAACAUUUGAAAGGAACAAUGAGUUUGACGUGGAUAAAAAUUUAAAUUUAAACUCGACAACGACAGUAGCAGCUUUAAUUAUCAAGUCGAUCUUGCAACAAUUCUUCAACAAUUUUCAUAUCAGCUUCCCUAAUUUGGUUACCUUGAAUUUUAUUAAGAUGUCUACCUACCCAAACAAUAAUGAGAUUACCCAAUGUUGUAACUUCAUAGAUUUAUCUUCAUAUGUUCUAAACAAAUGUUUAAGUGAGAAUAUCUCGAUAAAUUUCCUCUUUCAGUUGCACUCUUUGAAAAAUUGGUCAAUGCCCAAGAUUAAAGAAUUCACUGGGCACAAAUUCAAGUAUGACGAAACAACAUUUUCAGGUUCACCAGAAAGGUACAUCAAAUCAUUGAGGGGAAACAUUAAAAUUUUGCAAGAAAUGGCAAUUAACGAAACCAACGAUGGUACUUGCUAUUUCAGAGUCAAGUUGAUACCUGAGGGGGUAGAAAAAACUCAAAUAAUCAACUGGAUCCCCUUUACUUCUUCAUUUAGCGAUGAUACCUUCAAACAAAGACACCAUUUAAAGAGGCCAAUGAUUUGCUUGAAGAACAACUCUUUAAGAUCGCUCACUGUCAAAAUCAUACGUAUUGAAAAAUGUUCAUCCAUCCGAAUCCAGGGAUUUUACCUACCAAAUCUGCAGGAACUGUUCAUCAACAAUACCCUUUGCGACACCACCCAACACCAAAAACAAGCGUCAAAUGAUAUGAGUUGUAUAGAGUUCACUUCAUGGAAUGAACUACCACAAUGCAAGAAAUUGGGAUUUGCUCAAUUAGAGGACGACUCUAACUACGUUCUUAAUAUCAGUAACCUACAAGACCAUUUACCAAAUCUGGACCUGCGGGAGAGUUUCCCAACUUUCUUCGAUAUAAGACAGAAGUUUGUCGUGGUUUGA
Messenger RNA from Saccharomyces cerevisiae S288C, 1713 nucleotides. It is a transcript of the gene BOP2, whose product is annotated as Bop2p. Bases 1 to 1713 code for a protein of 570 amino acids. The transcript has a single exon. The record is from RefSeq and is marked reviewed. NCBI's taxonomy places the organism in Eukaryota, Fungi, Ascomycota, Saccharomycetes, Saccharomycetales, Saccharomycetaceae.